AUGGUCAAGUUGUGGAUAUUGGGGUUCCUUCUGGUUUUUCACAUCAUCCAGAUCGAUGGAUCUCUCAGAGUUCCAUUGCGAAGGAUCACUAAAGAAAGGAAGAGUUUCACUGAAUUUAAACAGAACUUGAAGGAAUACAGAGUCCAGUUGGAAAAGUUCAUAUCUUUCAGCAAGAGAGGAAUCCCAGUAUCAAUAAAAAACAACAAAAAUAUGGACUAUUAUGGCGUAAUAGGUCUGGGUACUCCUCCACAAGAACUGAAGGUAGUCUUCGACACAGGUUCUUCGGAUUUGUGGGUUCCUUCUAGCCAUUGCUGGUUCAGUUUUUCUUGCUAUAACCAUAAAUAUUUCAAGGAUUCUAAAUCAUCAACAUUCAAAAAUAUAGGAAAAAGUGUUUCCAUCGAAUAUGGCACCGGAUCAAUCUCAGGAACAACCGUACAAGACAAACUAACGGUCGGCAAUAUUUCAGUUCCUGAACAAGUAUUCAUAGCUGCCACAUCUAUCUCCAAAGACCCCUUCUACAAAGCCAAGACUGACGGGAUCUUCGGCCUAGGGUUCCCGGAGAUAGCCGAAACCAAAGCCACUCCUCCUCUCUACACCAUGGUCUACGACGGAGCUAUCCCCAAGCCCAUUGUAUCCUUCUAUUUAAAUCGAGACAUCCAGGACAGCAACGGUGGAGAAGUUAACUUCGGAGGAAAAAACAAAGACUUAUACGAUGAAAAUUCUGGACACCCGAUUCCUGUCACGCAACGAGGCUUCUGGCAGUUCGUUUUAGAUUCGAUAAACGUGAAUGAUAAGAAAAUAACAUCAAGGUACGGUUUCGAAGCUAUCGCUGAUACUGGAACUUCUCUAGUGUACCUUCCUGCCGGAUCUUCGGCUAAGAUCUAUGAAGAAGUUGGAGCAAAAAUCGUUGACGGCAUCGGAGUUGUGGACUGUGAUAAAAUCAACAGCUUGCCAUCUGUGAACUUCGUAAUCAAUAAUUACUAUUAUGAACUUGAAGGAAAGGACUAUAUUCUAAAAAUGCAAGACCAUUCUAAGGACGUGUGUGUUGUCGGUUUCCUGGAUACAACUCAAGAAGUCAUGAUUCUUGGAGACGUUUUUCUUGGAAAAUUUUACACAACCUUCGACAUUGGACAGAACACGGUGACGUUUGCUUCUUUGAAGAAACGCUAGAUUUUAGGUUUUUUUACAAUUUUUUUGUUGUAAAUGUAUCGAAGCUGUUUUUUAUUGAUUAAAUUAUAAACGCUAGUACGGUUUUUAAUUUUUUCAUCCAAAAAAUUAUGCUUUGAUUUCUGAAUCAAUAUAGUCUGAAACCAUUUUAGU
Molecule: messenger RNA, 1320 nt
Organism: Nezara viridula (southern green stink bug)
Lineage: Eukaryota; Metazoa; Arthropoda; Insecta; Hemiptera; Pentatomidae
Source: the annotation of a GenBank genome assembly